AUGGUUUCCCUUCCGGAGAAGGGCGGUGUGGAGGCCUCCCCGCAUCUCGGGGAGCCCCCGGCCUGUGGCGAGGCCCGGGCGCGUCCCGGCGCCGGGCGGGAGGGCGGCCGGCGGAAGCGAACCACCUUCAGCAAGAGCCAGCUGGAGCUGCUGGUCCGCGCCUUCGAGAAGGAGCCGUACCCCGGCAUCGCCCUGCGGGAGCAGCUCUCCGGCCUCACCGACAUCCCCGAGUCCAGGAUCCAGGUGUGGUUUCAGAACAGGAGAGCCCGGCAGCUGAACCACAAGAAGAGCGAAGCCGCCGCCUGCCCCGCGCCGGCCUGUGGCAAGCAGAAGCCGACCCGCUGCGGCGGUGGCUGCCAGGAGAGGUCCCGGACGACGCAGGGUCUUGGGCCGGAGCGGAGCCUCCAUCUGCAGCCCGGCCUGCCGGGAGGAAGCCAGAGUUUCACCGGUCAGCCGUUGCCCUGCUCGGGGCAGCCGUACUCAAGGCUCGAUGCCCAUUUCAGGAGCCUGGAUAACACUUUUGGAGCCCCGGGCCAGACCCUAGUUCACUUCGGUUUGGACUGCGUGGGAAAAGGGGUCCCGCUCAGUGCGGGAAGCACGGGCAGUCCCCCCCAGCUCGCACUCCCUGUGCAGCAGGCACAGGAAUAUCCAUACCUGAAGAAAUCUUUCCCUGAAACCUACUACUCAGAUGUAGAUGUUUUCCAGUCAUAUGCAGAAGAUCACCAGUACCUGGCAGCUAAAGAGAACAUGCAUAGGAGGCCUGUCUUAAACUAUGUCAGUGCUAACCAGGGACUGGGUGACGAGAACUACUUGUGUAUCAAGUCAAACACUUCUCCCUUUGGGAAGGGCUCCACUUUCAAUUCAGGUGAAGGGGAGCCUAAGCUUGAGCUUGAGCAGAUGAGGCACAGUCCACCUCUGGUCGCAGCUAGUCACUGCAGUGCUCCUUUGGUACUUCCAAAACCUGAAGCAGGGUACCAAGGGGCACUUGCUGCUCCAGCCCCGUCCUAUGGGCAGCAGCUGCUGGAGGCAGUAAAUGGCUGUGACCCUCAUUGCCUGGGCAUGAAAAAUGAAAUUUUGGGAACUGGUUUAGAGUCGCUGUUUGAACAAAAUGGGGAUCUAGGUGGGCCAAAAAGUUACCUUUUUGCUUUUGGUGGCCAGAGUUCGACCUGUCACUUGGGUUACACAUGAAACGGGCAGAGGGUCUGCUUGCCUGAUGAAAAAGGAAUGUGUUUUUUUUGUUCGAUUUGGCAGUGUUGUCCAAAGUGGCUAGAGGUUUUGCGGGUCUAAGGGUGGAGUGCUUGCUCAGAGUUUUGUGUGCUGACUGGAAGGGGAAAGAAGAUAAGCAGAGUUAGCAAGGGCUACAGGAGAAUAACCUGCUGAAUGUGUGGUGCACCCCCCCCCCCCCCCCCCGCCCCAUUCUAUGGGAAGUGUCACCAAGCUGCUUGCAGUAGUCCUGCCUGUGUUUGGUUAUUGGCAGCCUCGCAUUAAAUUGCACACACGGACUGAUGAUCUUCAUAAAUAUGUCGGUGCUGAAGAUUUACUCUUUCUAUGCUCAGACUGUGCUAGAUUAAUUCUGCCAGGAGGCUUGGGACUAUGGCAUUGGUUUUGGGGCCUUACCACAAUGAGUUUUGUUUCUAUUCUGGUUAGAAUUUGCUUACUUUAACUUAAGAAAUCUGUAGGAAACAGACAUAUUUAUAGCCUUCAGUGGAGAAAGCAUUAACAUGAUGGGGGUACAAGCAUGGGAAGAGCAGCCUUGGUGGUGGCAGGGGAUGGCUCACUGGGUGUGUUUGAGUUUUAGGUGUGCUCCUGAUAAAGAACACUGCUGGGUCUUUUCCUAGAUACUUAAUGUGUAGCGUUUUCAUUUAAAAAUGACCACAUGUGUAGCCUUUUAAAAGGCAAUAUUUUUGUGAUUUCCUUCUGUAUAUAUAUUUUUUCAAAUUGUUUGUUUUGUUUUGUUUUGUUUUGUUUUUUUUUUUUCAAAUUGUAGUUUUCUAUUUGCCAAAUGAAGGUUUUCUACCUGGGUGAUAAUGAACUUGUAGAACUGCACUCACAGGGAAAGAAGUGUGUUCCAUCUUUGUAUUUGCACAUUGAGCCUAUUUCUAGACUUCUCAAGAUCCAUGGCCAUCGGAAUGACCACUGUAAUCAUGGAAGUGUUGUUCAUCUGUAUCUGGAGAGCUGCCAUAGUCGUGUAUCAAAGCAAUGUUGGGCCUAGGAUACUGAAAACUAUACAUGCAAAUCCUUUUUUGUAUUUAAAAUGUGGCUCUGGAAUAUUUUAAGUAUGCCUAGAUUUUAAUACAUAUUAACUUAAUUACUUUGUUUAUAGAA
Molecule: messenger RNA, 2325 nt
Organism: Tyto alba (common barn owl)
Lineage: Eukaryota; Metazoa; Chordata; Aves; Strigiformes; Tytonidae
Exons: 3
Coding region: 1-1188 (395 amino acids)
Molecular function (GO): DNA binding
Source: RefSeq, a predicted model, not a curated record